Molecule: messenger RNA, 2936 nt
Organism: Gallus gallus (chicken)
Lineage: Eukaryota; Metazoa; Chordata; Aves; Galliformes; Phasianidae
Gene: TMEM259
Product: transmembrane protein 259
Exons: 11
Coding region: 299-2515 (738 amino acids)
Biological process (GO): positive regulation of ERAD pathway; response to endoplasmic reticulum stress
Cellular component (GO): endoplasmic reticulum
Source: RefSeq, a predicted model, not a curated record
GUUGCGUCGGCGCUGUGGGUGCCGGAAGAUGGCGGCGCGGCGCUGAGGGGCGGACGGGGCCCUGCGAGAAGGAGGUACCGCCGCGCUCCGGGCCGCCCAUGGCCUCGGGGCCGCCUCGGGAGCCGCCUCGGGAGCCGCGUCCCGUCCGAGCAGCGCCGCCGCGGGGCCGCUCCGAGGCCGAGGGCCGCUGAGAGCCGCGCCCGGGCCUGCAGCGCUCCGCGUCCGGCGGUGGCUGCGGGGGGAGGCCGGGCCGGGCCCGAGCGGCGCGGGGCGCUCAGCGCCUCCCGAAGGCCCCGCGAUGUCCGAAGCGCAGCCCCACGGUCAGCACCCCCCGCCCAACCACACCGGGGCCGCGGGGGGCACCAACCGGGCCGGAAGGAACGCGGCCCUCAACCAGAACCCUCUGAUAAACGUCCGCGACCGCCUCUUCCACGCGCUCUUCUUCAAGAUGGCAGUGACCUACGCGCGCCUCUUCCCGCCCUCCUUCCGCCGCGUCUUCGAGUUCUUCGUGCUGCUCAAGGCUCUCUUUGUGCUCUUCAUCCUGGCAUACAUUCACAUCGCCUUCUCCCGCUCACCCAUUAACUGUUUGGAACACGUGAGGGACAAAUGGCCACGCGACGGCAUCCUGAGGGUGGAAAUCCAGCGCAACUCCAGCCGGGCCCCCAUCUUCCUGCAGUUCUGUGGUGCUGAGAAGUUCCCAGGAAUGGUAGUUGAGCCCACAGCUGAGGAAGAGGAGGAGGAAGAGGAGGAAAUGUCUGUGGAUAUGUUUGAAAACAGCUCUAUCAAGUUUGAGCUGGAUAUAGAGCCCAAGGUGUUCCUCAAGCCAUCCCGGAUGAGCAGCACUGAGGCGCUGGCCCACAACGAGAGCCAGGAGUUCUCAUUUAGUGAAGCAGCCACUAAAGGUAUGCAGCCUCUGCGGGAGACUGUGUCCGAGUUUGAGAUGCUAGCCAGAGCAGUGUGGCCACAGGAAGAGUACAUUGUGGAGUAUUCCUUGGAGUAUGGGUUCCUGCGCCUGUCCCAGAGCACACGGCAGCGCCUCAGCAUCCCUGUGAUGGUGGUGACUUUGGAUCCUACCAGGGAUCAGUGCUUUGGGGACAGGUUCAGUCGUCUGUUGCUGGAUGAGUUCCUGGGUUAUGAUGACAUCCUGAUGUCAAGUGUCAAAGCCUUAGCUGAAAAUGAAGAAAACAAAGGUUUCCUUCGCAAUGUGGUAUCUGGGGAGCACUAUCGCUUUGUCAGCAUGUGGAUGGCUAGGACGUCCUACCUGGCAGCCUUUGUCAUCAUGGUCAUAUUUACUCUGUCUGUUUCGAUGCUCUUACGCUACUCGCACCAUCAGAUCUUUGUCUUCAUUGUUGACCUAUUACAGAUGCUGGAAAUGAACAUGACAAUUGCAUUCCCUGCAGCUCCCCUACUCACUGUCAUUCUGGCUCUAGUGGGUAUGGAGGCCAUUAUGUCAGAGUUCUUCAAUGACACCACGACUGCGUUUUACAUCAUCCUCAUUGUGUGGCUGGCUGACCAGUAUGAUGCCAUCUGUUGCCACACCAAUACGAGUAAGAGGCAUUGGCUCAGGUUCUUUUAUCUGUACCAUUUUGCCUUCUACGCCUACCAUUAUCGGUUCAAUGGGCAGUACAGCAGCCUGGCUCUGGUCACCUCGUGGCUGUUCAUCCAGCAUUCAAUGAUUUACUUCUUCCACCACUAUGAGCUGCCAGCUAUUCUCCGGCAGAUCAGAAUCCAGGAGAUGCUGCUGCAGAACCAACAGGUGGGCCAGGGCACUCAAACGACUCUCCAAGACAACCUCAACAACAACACUACCCCAGCUGGAGCGGAGGUGGGGGGCCACCGGCCCCACCUGGCUGCUGGCCCCUCCGGGGAGAGCAGCAGCCCAGCAGCUCUGGCCUCCAGCGAGGCCUCCAGCGUCAUCGCCACCGCCGCAGCCUCUUCAGUUGGGAGCGACCUGAACUGGGUUGCUGAGACGGCUGCCAUCGUCACGGAAGCCUCAUUUCUUUCUGACCUGAGCUCUUCCCUCCUGGAGCCGAACGUGGUGCAUGAAGCUGUGGCUGCUGGGAGCCCUCAGGACGCUGCUGCUGCCUCCGGCUUGGUUGCACGCAUCAGGGUGAGCAGCGACCACCCGGACACUGCUGUGGGCUCCAUCACCAUUGAGGUCACCUCAGCACCUGUGGUUGCUGCUGCAGACGGUCCCCCUGCUGCAGAGGUGGCUGCAGCUCCGCCUCCCAUCCCUAUACAAGAGGAUGGGGCCUCCACCCCCAGCCCUUCCCCUGCAGAGCAGACUGAGGCUGUGGAGAGCUCAGACAGCCAAGCAAAACCCAGUGGCAAGAACUGCAUUGCGAAUGGCAGUGUGGCAGAGUCCCCUCUGGCCUUUGUGGAGAACACUGAUCAGGACAAACUCUUGGGCUGUGCUCUUGGGGACCGGGGGGAGAGCGGCCCUUGCCCAGCACCAGCAGAUAGUACAGCUAGCUCCAGGCCUUGCUCGGAGCCAGACUUGAGGAGCCUGUCUUGAGUCCUUGUUACUGUCACUCUGGACUGCCAGGAAAGGCAUUUGGAUUUCGUUUGUUACUAUUUCUCACUUCACCAUCAUCCUUAACCCAUGAAUUCCUCUUCAUGGAGGCAGAGCAGCUGGGACAGAGAAGAGAUGCUGCAGUGAACUCCCCAGAGAAAAGCACACGUGUGCACAUACGAGGCUGGCACACAUGGGACUGCUCAGUGCCAGAUUCUCCCUGCAGGGAGGAGAGAGUAAGGUCACGUUUGCUCCCUCUGCCUGCAAUGCACCGGGGGAGCCCUGUGCCACUGCUGAGGCUGUGGGUGAGCAGGCUGGCUGUGUUUUCCGUGCUGUCAGUGUGCUGUCAUGGCUCUUCUUUGCCCCCUGAGGUUGUGUUGGCAGUCUGGGUGUUGCUUGCAAACAUGAGCUGAUUUGUGACAAA